GCCGAUAAUCACCAGAAGAAGAAGAAAAGGAACAUCCGCGCGCUGAAGGUCUGAAUUUGAAUCGCGGAAAAGAAGAAAAAGACGCUGCCCACAAUGGCCCAAGGCCACAAAUUUGAGGAUUUUGAGGAGACUGGGGAGGCCCUGGUGGCCUUCAUCAACAGCAGCCAACCUGAGAAACUGAGACAAGUCAAAGUUGAACACCAGAACCUCUUUGAUCAACAUUUAGAAACAAGAAAAGUUGUGACACAGAUUUUAAAAGAUAUGGCUCAGAUUGAGGAGAGUGCUGGUCAGAGGCUGUUGGAUAUGCAGGAGGAGAAGAAACACAGGGAUUUGGAGCUGGAGAACUUGGAGGAGCAGCUGAGGCAGUGCACAGCCAAGAGCCAGAUCACUGACUCAGAAAUCCAGUUUCUGCAGAGAGAGCUGGAGAUCCUAAAAAACUCUGAGCAUGAGCUUGACACACUUCAGAAUGAGGUGGAUGAGGACACCACCGAGGUCAUCCCGUCAGCAGUAUAUGUGGCUCAGGUGUACUACCUAGUAACAAAGGUCAAGUGGGAAUAUGACACACAGCCCAACAUUUUAAAAGGAGUACACUACGGUGCUGACCUGGCAACCCCCAUCAACAUUGACACCUCCACAGCCUCUCGGAGUGACAUAAGCGACCAGCUGUGGGGCUUCGUCAGCACCGAAUGGUAGAUAAAUGGAUGUGUUGUCGGAGACGUGUACAUUAUCUUUAUUUGUUUGGUUUGUGGAUGUUUUUGUCUUCUGUCAUAUGAAACAUUUUAUAUUGACAUUAAAAAUGUUUGUCAAAACUUAAGUUUAGUGCUUAUUCUCGUAAGGAUUUUGUAAAGAUAUAUCUGUCAACUAACAGGGUCAAAGUCAAAAACCUUAAUUGUUGUAUAACAAUUAUACAGCAAAGUUGGAGCAGCAACUCUCAACAAUAUACUUUGAAAAAAACAAUAGGAGAAUAAUUGUAAAAAAAAAAAAAAAUAAAUGCAACAUGCAGCGCUGAAAUGUAAACAUUUCCACACUAGUAUGAAAAAGAAUGCCCUUAA
Messenger RNA from Melanotaenia boesemani (Boeseman's rainbowfish), 1052 nucleotides. RefSeq names its product SPC24 component of NDC80 kinetochore complex (gene spc24). The transcript is spliced from 6 exons. The record is from RefSeq and is a predicted model, not a curated record. Bases 94 to 693 code for a protein of 199 amino acids. NCBI's taxonomy places the organism in Eukaryota, Metazoa, Chordata, Actinopteri, Atheriniformes, Melanotaeniidae.